AUGAAAUUAAUAGAAUUUGUAAUACAUAGUUUAUUAAUCCUAAAUAAAUUAUUCUUAAUCAAUGGAUUACCAUCAAUAAUAUGUCCAUCUUCAAUAGAACUUCAUGAUACAUCAAAUCCAACAACAGUUGUUGGUAAUGGAACAUUAUCAUCAUGUAAUGAAAUAAAUUUAGCAAUUGCAUUAAAUCAUGGUGGAAUAAUAACAUUUAAUUGUAGUUUAAAUGGUCAAUCAGUAACAAUUGAUAUUCAGAAUCAAUUAGAUAUUUCAAAUACAACUGAUACAAUUAUUGAUGAUAAUGAUAUAAUUACCUUAAAUGGUUUAGGUUUAACAAGAAUUUUAAAAUUUAAUCGAAAUGAUUUUCGUUAUUCUACACCAAUGUUAACAGUUCAACGUUUAAGAUUUAUAAACGGUUAUUGUCAAGAUCUUGAUGGUGGUUGUGCAAUAUUUCAAUCACUUGGAGGUUCAACAAUUGUUAUUAAUUCUAUAUUUGAAAAUAAUACAGGACCUAUUGUUGGACAAGAUGUUGCUGGUGGUGCUAUUUGGACAAUUGGUGGUGGAACAACAACUAUUAUUAGAAGUAUUUUUUUAGAAAAUAAAUGUUCAAAUGGUGGUGGACUUGGAAUUCUUGGAAGUGGUCUAAUUAUUAUUAAUUCAUAUUUUGAAGGAAAUCAAGCAACUGGAAAUGGAGGUAAUCCAGGAAAUGGUGGAAAUGGUGGUGCUAUUAGUUUUGAUGGUUUAGGAAGAAAUAAUUCAAUUUGUGGAACAAGAUUUACAAAAAAUCAAGGAAAUAAAUAUGGUGGAGCAUUUUUUCGUGUUGCUUAUAAUGGAAGUGAAAGAAAUGAUUUUGAACAAAUUAUUGUUGAUAAUAAUUGGAUAUCACAAUCUGGUAAUGGUUUAGCUGGUGGUUUAUAUAUUCAAGGUAGUAUGAUAACAAUUAAAUAUGCAACUAUUAUUAAUAAUUCAGCUGAAGGUGGUGGUGGAAUUUUUUUUGCUAAUAAAAAAUUAGUUAUAUUAGAUUCAGUUCAUUUAAUAGAUAAUCAAGCUUAUGGUGGAUUAGGUGCUGCUAUUUUUUGUUCAAAUCCUGUUUCAGGAAUAUUUACAAAUCUUGUUGUAGCUAAUAAUCAUGCUGGAGCUUUUGCUGCUGCUUUUGCUUCUUGUUCAACAACAAUAACACUUUCAAAUACAAUUAUUGCAAAUAAUACUGUUGGAAAUCCAUGGCCAGCUAAUUCUUGUUCUUCUCCUAUGAAUGAUGGUUCAGGUGUUGUUCAAUCACCUAUUAAUAAACAAACACCAGCUUCAGGUCAAGAUGCUCUUUGUACAAAUGGAUCUGUUAUUGGACUUAAUAAUGUUACUGUUGUUUUAAAUCAAACAAAUUGGCAAAUUGAAAUUGUUGGUGCGCAAUCAUCAUAUUUAGGUCCAUUAUCAAUUUUAUCUAUAACUAAUUCUUAUCAAACAUCAACUCAAUCAUCAACUAUUACUAUAUUUCAUCGCUCAUUUUUUAUUUAUUUCAUUUUAUUUAGUUUUAUUCUUUUACAACGAAUUGUUUAA
Rotaria sp. Silwood1 is the source of this 1548-nucleotide messenger RNA. NCBI's taxonomy places the organism in Eukaryota, Metazoa, Rotifera, Eurotatoria, Philodinida, Philodinidae. The record is from the annotation of a GenBank genome assembly.